GCCUCUCACGCCUGAGCCGGGGAGAGGAACCCGGAUGGCCGCCAUCUUUCCCGAACAGUGCCGGUGGGGCGGAACCACACACUCAGCGAUCCACGGACCUUUCACUCACCCUGCUCAUACAUAAUUUCACUUUAGAUAGUUCUCUACUCCUUUCCCAUCUCAGCAAAAAAUAUGGAGCGGGAAGACUUCAUUUUCCAGGCCAAACUGGCAGAGCAGGCAGAACGAUAUGACGAGAUGGUGGAGUCGAUGAAGAAGGUGGCUGGGAUGAAGGUGGAGCUGACGGUGGAGGAGAGGAACCUGCUGUCUGUGGCCUAUAAGAACGUGAUCGGAGCGCGGAGAGCGUCAUGGAGGAUAAUUAGCAGCAUCGAGCAGAGAGAGGACGGGAAGGCCACAGAGGCGAGGAUGAAGAUGAUCAAGGACUAUAGGCAAAUGGUUGAAAAAGAGCUUAAAGAUAUCUGUAGUGACAUUCUGGCUGCUCUGGAAAACCACUUACUCCCAGCAGCGGAAAUUGGAGAGUCCAAAGUUUUCUACAACAAAAUGAAGGGCGAUUACUUUAGGUACUUGGCGGAGUUUGCCACGGGUAACGAGAGGAAGGAGGCGGCAGAGAGCAGCCUGGUGGCAUAUAAGGCCGCCACAGACUUAGCCAUGACGGAGCUGCCCUCCACACACCCCAUCCGCCUCGGACUCGCACUUAACUUCUCCGUCUUCUACUACGAGAUUCUCAACUCGCCCGACCGCGCCUGCAGGUUGGCCAAAGCGGCUUUCGACGACGCCAUCGCAGAACUGGACACACUGAGUGAAGACAGCUACAAGGACUCCACACUCAUCAUGCAGUUGUUACGUGACAACCUCACACUAUGGACUUCAGAUAUGCAGGGGGAGGCUGAAGAACAAAAAGAGUCACUGCAAGAUGUGGAGGAUGAUGCUCAGUGAUAGUCCGCCCUGCACCGCCCACACUCCUGUCCCCUCUGCCGCUCCAGGGCCUCAGAGGAAAACUAAACCACCUCUCCUCUCUCUUUCUUCUCUAUUAUUCUUUUUUAUUUUUAUAUUUCCGCCCUUACACGGUUCAGUAAAAUACCACUUAAUUGAGACCAGAAAUACAAUACACAUAAGACAAAGAUAAUCCUUCAAAUGAGAGUCCAAUUUUGUGUGUCGUGGACUGGUACAAGCGGUUCUCAAAAAGUUAUCUUUGUUUUCAGAAUUGUAUUUUUGUUUUUUUGUUUUCUUUCAAUAUUUUUAUCUGUUGCUGGAUGUAUUGAGAAUUUAUUUCUUGAUGUAAUUACAGAAAUUAACUUUUAUUACUGAAAUGUUGACGGAUAGGUAUCAGAGUGUUUUACCUCUGUUUUUAGUGCAAAAUCAUUUUACCUUUUUACGGGCCGUUUGACUCAAUUUCAAAAAAGUGCCCUUCUUGUUUUAACAUAGUUUUUUCAGAAGACGUUUUUUGGUAACAUUUUAUAAUACACCUAAUUGGCCUUAAUGAAACAUGCAGCAAGACCUGAUUUAUAAUGAAGAAAUUUAUUAAGAAUGAUUCAGGCUUAGUAACUACAUAUCUGAUGGUUACUGUUUAAACUAUCCACAUAUUUUAAGCUACUUUUUACAACUUUCAGAGGUGAGAGUGGAGUUUACCAUCACAGUAAAGCUAACAAUAACUAGCAUGCUAACAGCGUACUUCCUGUUUGCUGAGAAUAAGCUGCUUUUACAAUAUAUCUGUACUGGGGGCAAGACAGAAUUGAAAUUACGUUUAAAAAUCAGGUACAAGCCCUUUAAUACCCCAACUCCUUAAUUAAGUAGUAACAAAACUUGAAUCAUUCUUAGUAAACAAUUUCUUCAUUAAGAAUAAGUGUUUGUUCAUGCUUUAUUAAGGUAAGUUAAGGUGUAGCUUUUAAGUGUAACCAUUGUUUUUUUUUGGCAAAUUUCGGGAUAUCCACGUGGGGCAAAGGCGCGCUUUACUCUUACACUAUAGUGAAUCUGUUGUUUUGUAGUUGUCUCUGGACUGUAACUGUGCUGAAAUACUGUAACAAUUUUUAAGAGGUGGGCGAUUUUCUUUGAGAGGAAAAAUUUGGGAGAAAUGUCUCAAUCUUGCCCCGGUUUGUCAGAUUUGUCAGUGUUUUCAUGAGUUUAAAGUUUAGAUCUUUUGGAGCGGUCGUAUGUAGCGUUGUCAAUUUCAUUACCUCUUUUUUAGAUGACGGGUCACUAAGUAGCACAUGGUCAGUGCAGUGUGUGGUUUUUGGUGUGAAAUUUCAAACUAGAGAAACUACGGUAGCCCUCUAGGGACAAGCUGUUUGAAAUCCCAAUGGAAGCAAAAUAAAUAUCCAGUAUCCAAUAUUAACUAAAGUGUGGUAGCUUUUGGAAAACCCAAUGAAAGUUGGCUGUACAAUUUAUAAAUAAAAAUAUACAAAAUAAAACAAUAGUAACAAAAAUGUGUAAGUCUUAAAACCAUAAUUUAUAUGCUGGUGUUGGCAUCAAGGCUAAGACUAUAACAACAAAUGUCAUUGUUAAAGGAAUUUUGGUCUACUUUCCCUGUUGCCAUUAAUUCACUGCUGUUUUCUGUUGUAACUAAGAUAUUUGUGAACCAGUAUAUCGUUUAAAUUUACAAACUAUACCAGCUCUAUUUUAUGAAUGCAGUUUCUUUCUAUGCUCUGAACAGUGCGUUGUAGCUCUACAUGCCUAUUCUCCACAAUGGGCAAAUGCAAGUAUAUGUUUUGAGUUUUUCAUUAUUGAACUCACAUUAAUUCACCACCACACUCUAUUGUCUUUAUAAUAAAAAAUAGGUAAUAAACUAUACUUGUUGAUAAUUUUCCAGUUUUUGGGAGCCAUAUGAAGUGAGUCCGUCAUCUAAUGCUACAUACAGAAAACGUAAUACAAAAGACUAAACUAAUAUUCGUUCAGCUGCUUGUGCCCUGCGUUUUAGCUCUCCCUCCUCAGUUCAGGAGGUCUUUCCAUUGUUUUACUUCAUUAUGUGUAACUCGGAGCUGAUUUGUACUACUGGAUAUCUGACUGGAGCCACAGACAGGGAAUCUGUAUUAUUCUUACUGAAACACAGCAUGGAAUUAACAUUAAACAAAUCUAAAUUAAACAUUA
This is a messenger RNA of Periophthalmus magnuspinnatus, 3081 nucleotides long. It is a transcript of the gene ywhae1, whose product is annotated as tyrosine 3-monooxygenase/tryptophan 5-monooxygenase activation protein, epsilon polypeptide 1. The record is from RefSeq and is a predicted model, not a curated record. The transcript has 6 exons. Lineage: Eukaryota; Metazoa; Chordata; Actinopteri; Gobiiformes; Gobiidae. The coding region runs from base 172 to 933 and encodes 253 amino acids. Gene Ontology annotation, biological process: signal transduction. Gene Ontology annotation, cellular component: cytoplasm.